Molecule: messenger RNA, 210 nt
Organism: Debaryomyces tyrocola
Lineage: Eukaryota; Fungi; Ascomycota; Pichiomycetes; Serinales; Debaryomycetaceae
Source: the annotation of a GenBank genome assembly
AUGCAAGAGCUCUUUUUCAGUAAAUUUGGUGAGAAAGACGGGUUAACAUCGACUGCUGCGUAUAGUAUUCUAAUCUCACACUCACCAAAUUCUCUGCUAGAUGUUAUUGAAAAUGAAUUUGGAAAACCAACAUAUUUAGUUUUCUAUGGCAACAAACUUGCCAAUAACAUUGAAAUUUCUACAUUUCUACUUCAAAUAAACGUUCAUUGA